Epinephelus moara (kelp grouper) is the source of this 3848-nucleotide messenger RNA. It is a transcript of the gene slc7a6, whose product is annotated as solute carrier family 7 member 6. Gene Ontology annotation, molecular function: L-amino acid transmembrane transporter activity. Gene Ontology annotation, biological process: amino acid transmembrane transport. The transcript is spliced from 10 exons. Bases 205 to 1692 code for a protein of 495 amino acids. The record is from RefSeq and is a predicted model, not a curated record. Gene Ontology annotation, cellular component: membrane. NCBI's taxonomy places the organism in Eukaryota, Metazoa, Chordata, Actinopteri, Perciformes, Serranidae.
CUCCUGUGAGCAGCAGCAGCAGUUGUUUACGGGCACUGAUGUAUUUGCGGAUGAACAUCGUGUUGGCUGGCUGUCAAAAGAGCUAGCUCGGCAGGAGGGAAAGCAGCACAGGUUGUUCCAGAGGUUGCCAGAAAGGGACAAGGUUCUGUAGUGUCCACAGCCAGUCCUCAGCUCCUGCUGGUUCAGCCCUGAGACAGCGGCACCAUGGCCGACCAUGAAGAAUCGAAGAAGAUGAACGGCAGUGCGGGCCACUCUCCCCAUCUUUCAGAGCCACCCAAAGAAAGCAUGCAGCUUAAGAAGGAGAUCUCACUGCUCAAUGGAGUCAGCCUGAUCGUAGGAAACAUGAUCGGCUCUGGCAUCUUCGUCUCCCCCAAGGGUGUGCUCAUCUACAGUGCCUCUUACGGGCUGUCGCUAGUCAUCUGGGUCAUUGGGGGACUGUUCUCUGUGGUGGGGGCCCUCUGCUACGCUGAGCUGGGCACCACCAUCACCAAAUCAGGGGCGUCUUAUGCAUACAUCCUGGAGUCAUUCGGUGGUUUCAUAGCAUUCAUUCGUCUGUGGACAUCUUUAUUGAUUAUUGAGCCCACCAGCCAAGCGGUCAUAGCCAUUACAUUUGCAAACUACCUGGUGCAGCCGCUCUUUCCAACAUGUGAACCACCAUAUGCAGCAGCCAGGCUCAUCGCUGCAGCGUGUAUAUGCUUACUGACAUUCAUCAACUCUGCAUAUGUAAAGUGGGGCACCCGAGUGCAAGAUAUUUUCACCUAUGCCAAGGUGGCUGCCCUCAUCGUCAUUAUCAUUACUGGCAUUGUCAAGCUGUGCCAGGGUUACACAACCAACUUUGAAGCAUCCUUUCAGGGAUCGUCUACAGACCCUGGUGACAUCGCGCUGGCACUCUACUCUGCCCUUUUCUCCUAUUCUGGCUGGGACACCCUCAACUUUGUUACUGAGGAGAUCAAAAACCCUGAAAGGAACCUGCCCCUGGCCAUCGGCAUCUCUAUGCCCAUCGUCACCAUCAUCUACAUCCUCACCAAUGUGGCCUACUAUGCUGUUCUGGAUGUCAGUGCUAUACUGGCCAGUGAUGCAGUGGCAGUGACAUUUGCAGAUCACACUCUUGGUGUGAUGAGCUGGACCAUCCCUAUUGCUGUGGCUCUGUCCUGCUAUGGAGGCCUCAAUGCCUCCAUUAUAGCUGCAUCCAGGUUGUUCUUUGUGGGCUCUCGUGAGGGUCACCUUCCAGACGCUCUGUCUAUGAUCCACAUUCAGAGAUUCACUCCGAUCCCUGCUCUGAUCUUCAAUUGUAUCAUGUCUCUGAUCUACCUGACAGUGGAAGACGUCUUCCAACUCAUCAACUACUACAGCUUUAGCUACUGGUUCUUUAUGGGUCUGUCCAUCGCCGGCCAGAUCUACCUCCGCUGGAAAGAGCCCGACAGACCCAGACCGCUCAAGUUGUCUUUAUUGUACCCGGUGGUGUUCUGCCUAUGUGCUGUUUUCUUGGUGGCAGUACCUCUCUACAGCGACACCAUCAACUCCCUGAUUGGCAUCGCCAUUGCACUGUCAGGCGUUCCUGUCUACUUCCUGGGUGUCCAUUUACCAGAGUCCAAACGGCCGCCUAUCAUCACCAAGUUGCUGCGUUCUCUCACUCACCUCACCCAGUACACCUGCUACUGCGUACUGACAGAGAUGGACAAGAGUGAAUAGCAUCCAAUACACUUAAAAACUUGAUCCAGCAGUCUCUGCAUCCUCGCAGCUGACAGUCACCAGGGGAGCCAGACGAGGGAUUCUUCGAUGAAAAAAGAGAUUUUAUUGUACUAUUCACCGUGAUGAAGCUCCCAGGCUCCACUGACUUGUUUACAACACCGAUGAUGCUGCCACAGACGCCAUGUUCACUUGCAGAUUUAUCCUGAAACUCAAGGACAUUCAAAACCUCCAGCCAUAAGGAUAGACAGUACUGUUAUAUGGCAUAUUGUGGACAUGGCUACAGUUUAAUUUCUUCAGCACAGUAUUUAAUUAUCUUUCUAUAUAUAGAUAUAUUAAUAUAAAGGAUUUGCCUUGUUAGUUCCACAGGUAUGUGUCUAUACUGGUGCAGUGCCCGUUAAAAACGUGCGGACUGCUUGGCCUCUAGUAUUGCUGCUUGCAGCCUUCUCGAGCGCCACUCAUCCAAACUACUUCACAUUCAACACUGAGAUUCCUUCCUGAGCAAUAACCUGCCAUGACAUAGUUGCAUCCCCUAGCAGUGCUAGAAUAUACGCAUCAUUUGGGUGCAAAAGCUCACACGAACAUUUAUGGCCUCAGUGAAGUCACAGCCCGGCUGUUCAUUUCAAAAGUUACAUGUGUUAAUUGUAACAACUCUGUUCUCCUCGAUCUCGUCUUCGUCUGUUUAUGAAUGUACUGGAGUGAGCGUCGGAGAGCGAGCUGUAUCCAGCAUGCCUUUCAGAGGUGUAACAGUUAAUAGGGGUCCACAUUUCAGUACACUACACAGUGAGUACUUCUGGCAGUAGUAAUGCACUACUCAUAGAUGCGUAGAUCUGAAGAGCUUGCACUCAGCACUGCACUUCCUGGGGUCCUCAGCAAUGCACCCACCAUGUGUGAAGUCGACUGGAUAAACGGUUGUCGGACAGCACAAGCUAGGACAGAGACAUUUUUCUCUGAGAGAGACUCAGAGACUCCCUUCACUUUCACUAAAGGGGAACUUCACCCAUUUUCAAAAUUCAUACGUUAUUCCUACGGUCAAAGACAGUCCAAAAAAAUUAGUAAACAUGAACAACUCUCUAUUCAUUCAUUCGUCACGGGGGUGCUGGAGCCUAUCCCAGCUGACACGGCGAGGGGCGAGGUACACCCUGGUCAGGUCACCAGACUAUCCCAGGGCUGACACAUAGAGACAGACAACCAUUCACACGCACAUUCACACCUACGGACAAUUUAGAGUCACCAAUUUACCUGCAUGUCUUUGGACUGUGGGAGGAAGCCGGUGUACCCAGAGAAAACCCACGCUAACACAUGGAAGAACAUGCAAACUCCGCACAGAAGGGCUCUCUACCAAUUCCAAAAACUAGAGUGCUAAAACUCAAAUGUGUGAUGUCAUAGGGUAUAAAGUCUGGAGCUGCUCCAUAGACAGUGAACUGGGAAAGAUGUCCUAGAUGUCACUGAGAGCAUGCAGGGGUCUGUUGGGAGUAUAUGGGUACAUUUUCUGUUUCAGCACUGAGAUUACUACAUGAGAAUAAAGUUGUUGUUUAUAGAACAGCUCCAGACUUUAUGCUUGAUGACAUCACAAGGUUGAGACUUGCUUCUCUGAUGUCUGGCUUUCAGAGAGAGUAAAUCAUGUUAGCAAAUAUUGCUUGAACUUUCCUUGGCCAUGGAAAUAUGUUGGAAUUCAUCAUUUAGGUGGUGUUCCCCUUUAAAUGCCUUCAUAACAGUAUGUGCCGAGAGAUUUUACAGGUGUUGCAAAUGACCACAGGGACCUUUAUAAUAGUACAUUUUAUUAUAUUGAUUUAAACUAUUUUAACUGAAAGAUACUAUGUGCAGUAUGUGUGAAUGUGCUAAAUGUCACCUGAGAAUUAAAAGACAAAUCAUGACUUAUCUGUUUUACACUUCUGGAAUGAAAAAGGGAAGAUUUUGUUUGUCUGCUGCUAUGUGAAGAUUUUGAGACAUCGUCCUAAUGUUAUUGCCUUUAUGUACUUUUGGUGUCGUUGUCUGGUCGGUUGGUUUAUUUUUGGCAUUUUAAGUAUUGUAUGUUUUAAAUAAAGUAUUAGGGUUUACUGUUAACUGUCUGCUGAAUCCACUCUGUCCAGCAGUAUAGGAAGCUGUCCUGUUCUUUGUUUGACUUAAAUUGUGUGGCAAAAAAAAAUCGAUUUAUA